Messenger RNA from Synchytrium microbalum, 4359 nucleotides. RefSeq lists its product as uncharacterized. The transcript is spliced from 16 exons. NCBI's taxonomy places the organism in Eukaryota, Fungi, Chytridiomycota, Chytridiomycetes, Synchytriales, Synchytriaceae. Gene Ontology annotation, molecular function: 1-phosphatidylinositol-3-phosphate 5-kinase activity; ATP binding. Gene Ontology annotation, biological process: phosphatidylinositol phosphate biosynthetic process. The record is from RefSeq and is a predicted model, not a curated record. Bases 1 to 4359 code for a protein of 1452 amino acids. Gene Ontology annotation, cellular component: fungal-type vacuole membrane; endosome membrane.
AUGAAUACUAUUCGACGGCUACGCUCCAGAGAGUUCUGGAUGGAAGAUGCCAAGUUAAAUGCUAUGGCUGCAAUCAGCCUUUUUCAGUUCUCAGAAGAAAGCACCAUUGUCGCAUCUGUGGACAAGAUUUGCGUCUUCUGUCAGGGCAAGGAUGAAGACCCAGUUCCUAGCUAUGCCGACGCAUAUGAUCGUCGUGGUAUAGAUGAUGAUCGGAUGUCCUUAUCUGACUUGUCAGUACGGGGCUUAGAUUAUCCAAAUCAUGACUUGGCAUUGGCGCACGAGGAGAACUGGAGCAUACAAAGACACCAUCGUGGUUCACCAUCAACUACUCUUACUCGUCGGGGAUCUGAUGCUCGUGUAUUAGAGCGUGAAUUGCACGAGGCUCUAUAUGAAUCAUCAUCAUUGAAAUAUCCAUCAGACGUUGAACGACAAACAGAUGACGAGUCAGACGAAGACGAUGACGACGAAGAAGAGAUCAAUCCUGCUGCUGUCGGUAUUGCCAAUGCACUGAGUACAUCUGGUAUAGAUUUUAGGCCUGGUCAUGCUAGAAAGAAGAGUGAUACUGGUAGAGGUGGUGUUCCAGCGAGUCUCAAGCAUCUUAUACAACGACUUGAAGCUGAAGGUAGUGAGAUGCCAGCUUCGUCUGGUGGUCUUGUGACUCGACGGCCGACACUUCAUCGUAUUCGAAGACCUGCUUCAACAAUACAAAUCAACGCUGUAGCAGUCAAUCACCUGAAAGCACUCCUAUCCCAAGUGCUUCACGAAUUCCAUAUUGGGAACCCAGCAGAAUGGGAGCCCGUAUUUAUAAACCUAAUGCUUAAAGUAUCUGAAUCGCUACACCCUGAUGUCAAAUCUGGAGACUCGCCAGAUCCGAAUACUUAUGUAAAAAUCAAACGUAUUCCAGGUGGUCUACCUUCUGAUUCUAUGUAUAUAGAUGGCGUUGUAUUUUCCAAGAGUGUGCCACACAAGUUAAUGCCAGUGCCCAUCGCCAAUCCACAAAUCCUACUAUUGGCCUUUGCUCUCGAAUAUAGACCCGUAGAAGCUGCUGAAACUGUAGAUUUGAGUAUUGAAGCAGUCGUGUCUCAAGAAAAGGAGCACGCGCAAAAGCUGAUUGCUCGUAUAUUGACUCUGAAACCAGAUCUUGUAUUGGUCGAAAGAGGUGUCAGUCGGUAUUCAAUGGAAUACUUGCUCGAAGCUCGAGUUACUGUGAUUGCCAAUGUAAAGCCAUCUGUAAUGGAAUCUAUAGCUAGAAGUACACAGGCGGAUAUCGUAACAUUCGAGAAGCUUGCCCAGUCACCUCGCCUCGGGACAUGUCGACUCUUUCGAAUGCAGACUUACUUCCAUCCAGAUAUACCACGACAUCGCAAAUCCUUCUUGCUUUUUGAAGGAGCACGUAAGGAAGUAGGAUGUACACUAGUGUUGAGAGGUCGACCUGCAGAUGAACUAGGUGAAAUCAAGACUCUGGCACGAUUUAUGAUCCAAGUAGCAUAUAAUCUGAGACUAGAGACCUCACUUCUCCAAGACGAAUUCGCCUUAUUGCCUACGUCAGUAGCUUCCGUAGCACCAGCACCUGUAAUCGAGGACGAGAAUACUAAUACACGCAGUAAAAAAUCGGCACUUGAAAAGUCUAUUCAAGUCUAUGAGAAGACCAUUCUCUCAUCAUCGCCCAAUGUAAUUAUCCCACCACCAUAUACCCUUUCGAAGCAGCGUGAACUGGCUGCGCGAACCCCUAGUCAUCGAAAUGUAGGAGCCUCCAGCCCUCUACCACCGCUAGCACCAAUAUCAAUCCGACCUGGAAUGGAGAAUGGGCAUCAUGAAAUCGAUGAAUUGACUCUGAGUCCAUUCGAUUAUCAGUCAAUUAUAGUCCUUCGAUCUACUUCUGGUGGUGCUCUCACAACGCCCUGUCAUCCUCCUGAAUAUCAAACUUUUGACUAUUAUGGAGAAUCCGAUAUACCGUUAGGCAGAUAUAUCGAACGUGUAUAUAUGCUGUCUAGCUACUUGUGUCGAUGUGAACGUCCAUGGUUGAAUCAUGUUCGGAGUUAUGCACAUGGUGAAGGCAAGGUGAAUGUUAUCUUGCAAACACUUGCAUGUCCCAUAGCUGGAAUGGAUGAGAGUAUAUUGAUGUGGAGUGAGUGUCGUAUUUGUCAUGCGUCGACUCAGCCAGUGCCGAUGUCUGAAGAUACAUGGGCAUUCUCGUUUGGAAAGUAUUUGGAGCUCACAUUUUAUCAUACUGGAAUACCUUGUCGAGCAAAUUUGUGUCCCCAUGACAUUCAUCGAUGUCACGUUAGAUGGUUUGCGUAUCGGGGACUUGGAAUCAAGGUUGAGUACAGCAGGAUUGACCUGUAUGAAGUCAUCUUUCCAUCCAUGAAACUAGAAUGGGAUGCACGUGUACACGAACAAAACAAGGAAGAAGAUCGUGACGCUCUCCAUACUCGGAUCGAUCGACUCUACGCAUCCAUACGAAAACGAUUCCAGUCCCUACUUGACCAUGAUCGUGAACAUAAUCAAACCACACAAAACAUUCAUCAAUUCAAGGAACGACGUAGCCAGAUACUCAGUUUGCAAAGGCAAGCUGCUGGAGAUCGUAGACAUAUGCUACAAGUGCUACAAAGAGCAUUCACAAACUCGGCAAAAGAUGAUACCUUUGCCUUGAGCGUUGUCUACCAUGAGCUUUUGAGUAAUGUGACUAGAUGGGAUGCUAUAUUUGCGAAGAUAUUCGGUAUAUCGCUCACACCGAAUGAGAAACGGUCUCUGGCAAUCACAAACAGUAGCAAACUUGCUGUGACUAUUCCACCACCCUUGCCACCAAGAGAGACACAAACGGAUAUGUUGCCAGUAUUGGGAACGUCACCUUCGCGGGAAGCUAUGGAUGUAUUCUUAAAGGCUCACGCAUUGCCUGAUCCAGCAAACCUGGAGGUGGUAGAAUUGAAAGACUGGACUCCCAAACACUUCAAGGACCCAUCCACGAAGCGCUUCCUACACAAUACCGAUGCAAUAGAUCAAGUACUUCUAGUAGCUCCUUCUGAUAUAUUCCCAAUGACCCAAGAAGUACUGGCACCAACUCCAUUCUUGCCAGUCAAUGUGCUUGAUGCUCUAGAUACCAAGACUCCAGCAUCGAAAGCACCAUUAGGAGAACGACACUUUUUCGUGCCGUCUGGUUGUAUUACUGAAUCUAUUGCUGAUGAACGUAUUGGAGGGCCACAAUUCGAAUGGACUGUGCCGAGAGAUGAUGAAUUGGAAGAGUUUGACGAGGAGACUCAUGGAGACGAGGAUGAGUCUGCGGGUAUUACGGGGCAGUUGCAAUAUCCAUGGUCUCCAUUUGAACAUGUUCAUCCAGACUCACCAGUCAUUUUGCGUGAAGAUGAGCCUAGUUCUAUUAUUGCAUUUACUUUGCGAUCCAAGCAAUAUCAAGCGGCUCUUGCUGCAAUGCGGUCUGGUGCUAGUGUUAAUGCUGAGGGCGAGAAACCGAUCUGUGUCGAGUUUGAUGAUAUUGGUGGAGAAGCUGGCAAACUUCCAGACGGGUCUCAGGUCAAAUUCAACUGUCAGGUGUUUUAUGCUGAAGAAUUUGAAGAACUUCGAGCUGCUUGUGGAAUUGAGAAACUCUACAUCGAAUCUCUGGCACGAUGUUUCAAAUAUGAUUCAUCUGGAGGAAAAUCACGUAUGCUUUUCUUGAAAACUCGAGAUACAAGGUUCAUGAUCAAGCAAUUGAAUCGUGCCGAACGAGAGGCAUUUGAGCAUUUUGCACCAAUGUAUUUGGAGCAUAUGUCUCGUGCUGCUAAUACUAAGCUCCCAACUGCCUUGGCCAAGAUUUUUGGCUUUUACACCAUCAAAAUCAAACAUACCUUGACCAACAAGAGCACUCGUUUGGAUUUGUUUGUUAUGGAGGACUUGUUCUUUGGACGGGAAGAUAUCAAGGUGUUUGAUCUGAAAGGAUCUGAAUGGAAUCGACAUGUACAAUCAACUGGGAAACGUGGUGAAGUGUUUUUGGAUUUGAAUUUCGUCGAAUACAUUUACGAGUCACCACUAUUCUUACGCGAGCACAGCAAACGUAUGCUACGUGCCUGUGUCUUCAAUGAUACAAUCUUCCUAUCCAAGCAAGGUGUUAUGGACUACUCUCUCCUUGUUGGUGUUGAUCAGAAACGACAAGAGCUCGUGGUUGGAAUUGUUGAUUUCAUCAGAACAUUCACAUGGGACAAGAGACUGGAGAGUGUCGUCAAGGAAAGUGGAUUAUUGGGUGGAGGUGGCAAGCAGCCGACCAUUGUCAAACCAAAAGUGUACAAGAAACGGUUUAGGAAUUCGAUGGAGUCGUACUUUCUCUGCGUGCCUGAUAAACAUGCCGUCAGCACAUACCUAAAUUAA